AGUCCUAGUCUUAGUCGAGGUUUAGUCCUGAUUUAGUUCUGGUAUAAUUACGGUUUAGUCCUGGUUAAAACCUGUUUACUCCAGGUUUAGCCCCAGUGUAGUCCUGGUUUAGUCCUGGAUUUCUGAAUGGAGCCAGUCUUUCUCGGAGCUGUUACUAUCCUGGGUUUACUUGAGCAAGCCUAUUUCUCUCUACAGGUGAUCUACGCUCGAAGGAAGUACUCUGUGUCUCCUCCCUCCAUCACCGGACCACCAGAGUUUAACCGGGUAUACAGAGCUCAAGCCAACUGUUCUGAGUACUUCCCCCUGUUCAUCACUGCUCUGUGGACUAGUGGAGUAUUCUUCAACGAAGGGCUGUCGAGUAUGUGCGGUGUCCUCUAUCUGUACGGAAGAUUGCAGUACUUCUGGGGAUAUGCCUCUUCUCCUCAGGGGCGAUUGGAUCCAUUGUACUUCUGUGCUAAGGUUCUCUGGACUUUGAUUGGAUGCUCCACCAUUGGUGUUUUUCAGUCUUUCUUCAAAAUAUAUUUACACAUGGACCUGCUUCAGAUCACCGCCACUGCCCUAGGUUUUUACUGACAGGCAACAGCUACAGUCCACAGACAUGGAAGGGCAUCUGGUUCCAAAAUGACUGGACUAGCUAGUCUUUUUUUGAGCACUUAACCUUGUUGAUCAAUCAUUUAAUUACUUGAUUUGGUGGGAUAGUACAAUAGACUGUAUAAAGAAGUAAACUAUGUGAAUCUGGCAUCACUCAUAGCGUACAGCUGCAAAUGUAGCUCAUUGAGGCUAACAGUUAUAUAGUUAUGAAAUUUGGAGCCAAGUUCCAUAUUUGGAAUUCCGACCACGAGUGUCAUAGCAACCAAAGAGCCAAUCUGAGGCGAAGCUGUUGAAGGUAAUGACCCCUCCCACCCACACGGGUGGUUUGGCAGGGAGCAUCCGCUUAGGAACGCUGUCAAUCAGACCUAUUGCUAAGGCUAGCAGGAGCAAUCUCAGGGAAAGAAGGCACCUGAUUUGUCUGUUAUUAAUGUUCAUGUCUUGAUUUAUGGACACAUUAGCAAAAUAAACAUACCUGUAUGAAUCAAAGGGUUAAUAUGAACAUUUUAAGACAAUGAGGGUAAAGUGAAUUGGAGUCAGAGUCGAUGGAGCUGAAAGCGUGUCCAUCUUCCCUUCCUGUUUGGAAAGCGGAGGCUAACGUAUUAGCUAUGUCCAUUUAUAUAUACAAUCUAUAGAUAGUACCUGUGGAAAAUAUUCUGCCCAAUUUUUACCCAGAGAUGAAAAUAUGAAUGAACUAUGUUCCAUUUGUAGUAUCUGGAAAAAUCAAGUGUUAUUCUGUAUGAAAAUGACAAAAACGUGUUUUAUGGUUGGUCACUGUUGUGUCCGAUGGUAUAAUACCUCUGUGAUUUUAAAGUGAUUUUGAUAUAAUUAAUGUGAAAAAGCUGGGGACUUUGAAUGCUCUUCAGACUUGUCCUAAUAGCAUCUAAAGGUCUGUGGACAGUUUUCAGACUUAGAGGACUUUAGAUGAUCUUCAGGCUUGUUUCUAUAGCAAAUAGUGGACCUUUGAUGGUCUUCAGACAUCUUUCUGUAAUAUUUAGGGCAAUCGAUGAAAAACAACAAAUUAAUCACAAAUCUGAAAAAGACACUAAUUAAUUGCAGUUAAUUGCAAUUAAUCACAUUGCAAUUCCUGUUUGACAAAAAACCUGCUGCCAAUUGAUUGCUUGACUCAAAAGGGGGUGUGGCAAAAGCUUUCAAAACAUUUGUGUAUCUCCAUGUAUUUGACCCAAACUGCACUCACAAGACAACACCUGCAAGGGGAGUUCAUAAAAAAUUUAUUCAGAAAUGUACUAGGAAACAAUGUAUUUUUAUAAAAACAGAUUAUAUUGUGAAUCAUGAGUUUAAUCUGCCUUUUUACAGAUAAACACCAAAUAUGACC
Messenger RNA from Periophthalmus magnuspinnatus, 1924 nucleotides. It is a transcript of the gene ltc4s, whose product is annotated as leukotriene C4 synthase. The coding region runs from base 127 to 573 and encodes 148 amino acids. Lineage: Eukaryota; Metazoa; Chordata; Actinopteri; Gobiiformes; Gobiidae. Gene Ontology annotation, cellular component: nuclear envelope; endoplasmic reticulum; membrane. The transcript has 5 exons. The record is from RefSeq and is a predicted model, not a curated record. Gene Ontology annotation, biological process: leukotriene biosynthetic process. Gene Ontology annotation, molecular function: enzyme activator activity; glutathione peroxidase activity; leukotriene-C4 synthase activity.